Tribolium madens (black flour beetle) is the source of this 871-nucleotide messenger RNA. Its product is annotated as guided entry of tail-anchored proteins factor 1-like. Gene Ontology annotation, biological process: tail-anchored membrane protein insertion into ER membrane. NCBI's taxonomy places the organism in Eukaryota, Metazoa, Arthropoda, Insecta, Coleoptera, Tenebrionidae. The record is from RefSeq and is a predicted model, not a curated record. The transcript is spliced from 2 exons. Bases 352 to 855 code for a protein of 167 amino acids.
ACGAAAUAGCUCUGUGAUGAAUGUCACAUUUAAAUUUCCCGCCAGUUUGCAGUACUGAUUUCACCAAAACGCAGUAAUAAAAAUUCAUAUUAUUUGGCCAGUUUUUCAAGCAGAAACUUAAAUUCAAGUUUUUUAUAAGUGUAAAUCGAAAAAUGUUUCAAAUUUGCACUAACACUGUCCAAUUGGAUGAAAUUUAAAUGCCAGCAUUGCCAAUAAAAAUCAAUAAAGUCACUAGAUGUAGAACCAAAAACACUACAGUUUUUCAUUGCAAGUGUUUUUUUCUUAUUUUGCAAACAAACAAUUAAAAAAUACAAAUAAAGUAAGAUGUAACAGAUCUCUCAUUAGGUAAUCAUGGCACCGGAAGAAUGUUAUUUCAAUAUUCCAGUUUUGUUAAUUUCAACAACUGUAAGUUUUUUGAGUGUUCAUUCAACAAUUGUUGAAAAGCCCGUUUUUAAGUGGUUGAGUAAGCAGACGGGGAGAGAACAGGAGCUACAGCAACAAAAGCUUGCAUUAAAAAAUGAACAGUCAUUACUCAGCAUGGUGGACGAGUUUGCAAAAUACUCAAAGCUUCAAAGACGAAUCAAUGUAAUUGAUAGAGAAUUGGAACAAAUAAAAGGGGAAAAACCAACAAACAGUUUUGUGUUACAAUUAGGUUUUACCUAUGGUGUCAAGUUGGUUUUUGCCUUGUUGUUAAUUGUACUAUCACUUUAUUACCGAUACACUCCUGUGCUUUAUCUAGGUGAUAAGGUGAAUUUAAUGCCGUUUACAAACUUUAUUUGUUACCCAAAUGAAGCUAAUUAUGUGUCGUUUUACUUCUGGGUGAUGUGUUGCGUGACUGUAGCACGAUUAAUUUAAUAAAUAAUAAAAAUUG